AUGAAAUUGGCAGUGUUUCGUGCAUUAGCUAGCAAGGCAAAUCGACUAUCUGAAUCAUCAGCAUCAGCAAUCCCGCUUUUGCAACGAAUACAAGACUGUGCAAGCGAGUCGUCAUGCUUUCAAGGCGUUGAGCUGUCCUCUUCUCAAAUCAGCAAGACUGUAAUUGACCAAUGCUCAUCACUCAACGUUCAAGUCUUGUGCAAACUGACACCGAACGAUACGGACGAUGCCUUUCGUCAAUUGGAUGACCUGUCUUUGAAACUAUCCAAAGUUGAAGAGAAAAUUGUGGGUGAUGUCGUUCGUCUGGUUGUCGUGGAAGAGCCAUUGGUUGAUGUCGUAUCCACAACCACACUCGAUUACCUUUCGGACGUCCUGCCGGUCGCGGCUCAGUUUAUGGAGACACACCCGACCAUUGGAAAGCUCAAGGGAGAGCGAAAUGCGCAUGGGAAUCCAUUGGAUAACCACGUACUUGGAGUGUGCCACCGCCUUCAUCAAAGAUCCGUCUCCCAAAACGAAUUGCUAUGUUCCAAUGGAAGUGAAACCUUGCAACACAUCAUGGAUAUCCUCGAUGUUUUUCCGCCAACUCGACUUUCAUUGGAUACAUAUAUUUCUUCUAUUCUGGAGACUGCCGUACAUGGCAAAAAAGAGGAAAUGAACGCCUGGGAUUUGGAACCACUGAUUCAAGGCAUUGAUCAUUUUGAAUGCGAAGGGUGGAUGAACCCAAGAGACAAUGAUCGUCAGGAUAGCUUCCACGAGCAAGUUUGGAAUUGGCAAAAAGAGGUAAAAGUAAACGAGACUUACGCGUCUUGCAGUGCUGCAGCUACUGCAGAGUUGUUGCGCGAUUACUUCCAUUCGUCGAUAGGGUGA
This is a messenger RNA of Cylindrotheca closterium, 867 nucleotides long. The record is from the annotation of a GenBank genome assembly. Lineage: Eukaryota; Bacillariophyta; Bacillariophyceae; Bacillariales; Bacillariaceae.